UUCAUUUGACAGACAAGGACACGGAAGGACAAAGGUGAGGCGACUUGCCCAAGGUCCCUUAGCCAGAUAUUUGAGAUUCCGAGACUCAUCUCUAGCCCUGCUGGAGGAUGCUACUUGAGCAGGACGAGAUCUCACAUCUCUGAAGAGCCUCCUCUCGCCAGGUGGGCAGAAUGCUCGGAAGAGCCAGAGUUUGAGCCACAGAUUGGACUGCAGCUGACUAUGGAGAGCAGAGGUCCACCAGCCGCCUCAUACUGGCUGCUGCUGCUGCUGCUGCUGCUGCUGCUGCCGCUGCUGCCACUGCCGCCUUACAUCCACCAGGGAUGGGCCUUGGGGCAGAGUCUCUCCACCCAGAGGUCUCAAGACCCUCCUGCUAAGUACCUCAGCAGUGGCCCAGGACAAGAACCUGUUGCUGUCAUGACCUUUGACUUCACCGAGACCACCAAAACCUCCUCCUCCUUUGAGUUUCGUACCUGGGAUCCAGAGGGAGUGAUAUUUUAUGGGGACACCAAUGCUGAGGAGGACUGGUUCAUGCUGGGACUUCGGGAUGGCAGGCUUGAGAUUCAACUACACAAUCACUGGGCCCAACUUACCGUGGGUGCUGGACCUCGGGUGGAUGACGGGAGAUGGCACCAGGUGGAGGUGAAGAUCGCUGGGGACUCGGUGCUGCUGUGGGUGGAUGGGGACGAGAUGCUGCGCCUGAGACAGGUGUAUGGGUCCCUGGUCGACAAACCACAGCCCCUCAUGAGGAUUGCGCUUGGGGGGCUGCCCUUCCCUGCCUCCAAACUUUUGUUGCCGCUGGCCCCUGCCCUGGAUGGCUGCCUGCGCCGGGAUAGUUGGCUGGGCCAGGAGGCUCAGCCCGCACUCUCUGCCUCCACUAGCCUCAGAAACUGUAGUGUGGAGUUGCAGCCUGGGCUGUUUUUCCCUCCAGGGGCACGUGCUGAAUUCAGUCUCCAAGACCUUCCUCGGCCUCACACAGAGCCCUGGGCCUUCUCUCUGGACCUGGGACUCAAGCUGGCAGCUGGAUCUGGCCACCUGCUUGCCCUUGGUGCACGAGAGAACUCUUCCUGGCUUAGCCUUCACCUCCAAGAUCAAAAUGUAGUGCUGACUUCUGGGGCAGGGCCGAGACUGGAGCUGCCCGUGGCCUUGGGACUCCCUCUUCAGCUGAAGCUGGCCGCAUCCACAGUGAUCCUGAGCCAGGGGCCAAAGACGGAGGUCUUUGCUAUGCCUGCAGAGGUCCUCGGCCCUCUCUUCAAGCUCUGGGCCCAGCCGCAGGGCCGCCUCUUCCUGGGCGCUUUACCAGGAGAAGACUCUUCUGCCUCCUUUUGCUUGGAUGGCCUUUGGGCACAAGGACAGAAACUGGACAUGGAUCGGGCCCUGAGCAGAAGCCAGGAUAUCUGGACUCAUAGCUGCCCCCAGAACUCAAGCAAUGACACUGAUCUUUCCAAUUAAAGCUCCUUUGAAUAUGA
This is a messenger RNA of Chinchilla lanigera (long-tailed chinchilla), 1466 nucleotides long. RefSeq names its product sex hormone-binding globulin (gene Shbg). Bases 220 to 1449 code for a protein of 409 amino acids. The record is from RefSeq and is a predicted model, not a curated record. The transcript has 9 exons. NCBI's taxonomy places the organism in Eukaryota, Metazoa, Chordata, Mammalia, Rodentia, Chinchillidae. Gene Ontology annotation, molecular function: steroid binding.